Molecule: messenger RNA, 2396 nt
Organism: Myxocyprinus asiaticus (Chinese sucker)
Lineage: Eukaryota; Metazoa; Chordata; Actinopteri; Cypriniformes; Catostomidae
Gene: anapc13
Product: anaphase promoting complex subunit 13
Exons: 3
Coding region: 157-432 (91 amino acids)
Biological process (GO): protein K11-linked ubiquitination
Cellular component (GO): anaphase-promoting complex
Source: RefSeq, a predicted model, not a curated record
GUCAUGGCGUUACAGAUAGAUGUAGCGGAAUCCCUUAAAGAAACAUUGUAAUUUUUGUAUUGCUUUAUCCACGUUAAUCGGGUUACAUAUGUGUGUUAGGCAUGGAUAUCGUUGUGAUUCUAACAUUUAAAAAUAAAAUAAAAGUUAUUGCAGGAAAUGACCAACGAAUAUGACGUCGUCAUCAGAAAGCGACAUAUCAACGUCCAGAUGGAUAGUGAGGUGCAGCGAGAUGGAAGAGUUCUUGAUCUCACAGAUGAUGCCUGGAGAGAAGACAGGCUGCCAUAUGAGGAUGUGACAAUCCCACUGAGUGAACUUCCAGAAGCAGAGCAAGACAACGGUGGAUCGACUGAGUCAGUCAAAGAGCAAGAGAUGAAGUGGUCAGAUCUCGCCCUUCAGAGUUUGCAUGAAAACACCUCAAGCCUUGGCUCGUAGAGGAGAAGGUGCUCUGUCCUCCAGCCAUGUAUCUGUCCACCAUAUCAGUCUCUGAUUCAGGAUUUACAAUGGAACGAGCUCAGCAACAUGCUCGAUUAAUUUGUUAAUUCCGUGUUGUUUCCAUGUGUUUAUAUCAAAAUAAUUAAAUAAUAUUUAAAGUGGAAUUCAAAUGCAAUUAAAAUUUAGAGUUCUGUCUUGGUGAUAUGCAUGUUUAAAGGCCCAUCAUAGUGGUUCACUGAUCCUGUUUGGACUAAAAGUUUUAAGUCAUAGACUGAUAUAUCACUCAAGUCCAUUUUAAUAGGCCAAUAUUUGGGCAUUUUGAGUUUAUCGAUAAGAAUGAUAUCGGCGUCUGCUUGGCUAAUUAACAUAAGUGUUAGUCUCCCUUGUGUUGGUUUCAAAAUCUACCAGUAACCUUAUCAAUAAAUAAUGAACAACGACUGUUUUUUUGGGGUCUAAUUUGUUUCCGUCUUAUAUUGUUUGGGGUGGAGUACAUGUAAAAUAAGUAAUUGUCUCAGCCAUAUUGUGUGCAUUUAAUCUGUCAUCAUUGAAUUGUAUAGCCUAUAUCAAUAUUAUAUUACCCAUCGGCUAACAUGCCUCCUAGAUAUCGGUAUUGGCAAUUGAGGUUUAUCACAUAAAAAUUUAUAAUACUUCUUUCUAGAUAAGUUAGUAAUUUAGCAGUUGCCCCUCAUCCAUACAUUACCCUGACUGCAGGGACAGCUAUCCUAAAGAAAGGUUGUCAUCCAAUAUCAGGAACACUCCCAUACUGUCUCUACUUGAAAAUGCAACCUGUAGUCACAACCGUUGUGUGAUUGUGAUUGUCACCACUCCUCAGCAUCCUUAAAGGGUCUAUUAGUAAAACAUUUUGAGUGAAGGAUUGAAGACCUUAAUAUGAACUAGACGCAUCAGACUCAUUGAUUACACAAACCAAACAGUUUAUGAUGACGAUGAUAGCUUGUGGCAUGUAAUUGUGAUUGAACUAUGCUGAGGAUUCUGUUAAAAUGGGAUUUGUAAGUGACUGGAUAAAAUGUUGGACUAUAUUAGCAUUAAUUAUAUAAUAAUUGGAUUAAAAAUGCAAAAGAAAGGAAUCAAUAAAUCAAUCCUUCUCUUAGGCUAGACUGAAUUUUAUUUGGGUUUAAAGAUGACACUGAAAUGCUCCAAAUGUUAUAACAAAUAGCACAAAUAUAUAUUUGAACCAUGGCUAACUACCAUGACAUGGAUAAUAUUAUGUUUCAGUAAUAGCCAACAUGUAUAGUAUAAUACUAUCUCGGUUUUACAUAUUGUCAACUAGGUGGCUCCUUAGGCAGAUGCAUAGAGGGUUGGGGGAUUAUGACCAAACAACUAUCCAUUUAUGUCUUGAUAUUAACAUAUUAAAUUAUAUCAUAAAUUGAUGGCCUUUUUCAGCAAUGUACUGUCCAAAAUCAAUAAAAAAUAAUUUAUUUUACAAUAGCUAUAGUAUUUUACAAAUAAUGCUAGUUGUAGAAUGCAUUUAUUUUACAGAGAAAAAUAUUAUUGUAGGUUCACUCAUUUGCUAGCUAUACUUUAAAAUGUUAGAAAGAAAAAAUCAUCCCAAAAAGUUUGUAAAGUCAAAAAGUGUCAUUGAGGCUGUGUGAUAUCAGACUGCAGGGUCAUACAUGCAUAAUUAAAUUAGGCCCUAAGGCUUUAAUGCUAAAGAUAGAUUUUGGGUCAAGUCAUCUUGAGGGGUACGCAAGUUUAGAAAUACAGAUUUAUGAUUUCAGUUUGGUCCCAUAAAAUAGAGGUUACAUGAGUACCUUUAUUUUUUUAACAAUAGCCACCCAACCAUUUUUUUCAGUCUAAAAAACAAAAACACGGCAUAUUAACUUCAAUCAUAAAAGUGCCGACAAAAAUGAACUUCAUAAGACGAAAAAAAAAAAAAACAGAUGUUAUCAGGGAAUUGACCACAAACAUACAAAUUAUGCCAUUUCGAGCUUGGGCUCCAUUAAAUA